UCAGUUUUGAGUCGCGCGCGGUGAAGAAGUGAAGCUCGAGCUGAGGACCAGUCGGUCGCAGCGCGGAUCGACCAGUCGGCCGGGGACCGAUGGACUGAUCGAUCAGAACUGCAGCUGCUGCGGAGACAUGGCACGUGUGUGUGCGUGGCUGGCGUGCAUGUGCGUGCUGAGUGUGCGUGUUGGGGCUCACGGUGUAUUGGACGGGAGUGACCACGCCCACCUGGAUCACCAUCAACUAGCUUCCAACAGCAACACAGCCUCAGAUCUGUGUGCGAUAGACCGGCAGCUCUGUGAGGAUGAAACCUCCGUCCUGAGCUUCGAGGCGAUCUGCAGCAUCCACAGACUGAUGGACGAUGACGCCGACGGGACGGUGGACACGACUGAGACAGACGAGUUUCUGAGGGAGGAUCUGAAAUAUCACGACCGGAAAGCCAAACACAGCAGCUUCCACGGAGCCGACCUGCACAUCAGCAUCGAGGACAUGUGGAGCGCCUGGCAGAGCUCGCCGGUGUAUAACUGGACGGUGCAGCAGGUGGAGGACUGGCUGCUCAUCAGUGUGGAGCUUCCUCAAUACACAGAAACGUUCAGGAGGCACCAGCUGGACGGGAAGUCCCUACCCAGGCUGGCGGUGAAGAACACCACCCUGACCUCGGUGCUGCUGAAGAUCUCAGACAGAAUUCAUUCUCAGAAGCUGCAGCUCAAAGCUCUGGACAUGGUUCUGUUCGGACCUCCUCCAGGCCGACGGAGCUGGUGGAAGGACCUGGUCCUGGGCGUGUCCGUCCUGAUGGCUCUGUGCGGCUGCUGCUUCGCCCUGGUCCAGACCCGGAGGUCCAGAGGCGACCUGGAGACGCUGGUGAAGGACCUGGAGGGUCUGCAGAGGGCGGAGCUGAACCUGCUGGAGCUGCAGGGCAGGCUGCAGCAGGCUCAGGAGGAGCAGCGCUGCGUUCAGGUGGAGAAGGUGAAGGUGGAGCAGCAGCUGAGGAACCAGAUCUGCUCGGCCAAACAGGAAGCUCAGCGUCUCCGAGAGCUCCGAGAGGGAACGGAGAAAGAGAGGAGCCGACAGAAGUACGCAGAGGAGGAGCUGGAGCAGGUACGUGUGUCAUUGAAGAGGGCGGAGAGGGAGCUGGAGUCGCGGGUUCACUGGGCUCCACCGGAGGUUCUGCAGAAAUGGCUCCAGCUGACGCACGAGGUGGAAAUUCAGUAUUAUAACAUCAAGAAACAGAACGCAGAGAAACAGCUGCUGCAGGCCAGAGAGGGGGCAGAGAAGAUCAAGAAGAAGAGGAGUUCUCUGUUCGGGACGUUUCACGUCGCUCACAGCUCGUCGCUGGACGACGUCGACCACCAGAUCCUGUCGGCCAAGCAGGCGCUGGCCGAGGUGACGGCGGCGCUGCGGGAGAAGCUCCACCGCUGGCAGCAGAUCGAGUCCCUGACUGGUUUCUGUCUGGUCAACAACCCGGGUCUGGGAGCGCUGGCGGUCGCCCUCAACCUGGACCCCUCCGUCCUCGGCCUGCGACCUCCGACCCCGCAGCACCUCCUGCUCUCCGACGACCUGGACGACAUGGACGAAGACAUCCUGUCCCCUGGGACGCUGCAGUAUGCAGCGUGGCAGAUGGACCGGCGGGUCAGCGACCUUUGGCCCCUGAGCGGCAUCGCAGACACACAGUCGUCAUGGAAACACUCUGCUCAGAGCCUGAUGCCCUUGCGACAGCGGACAGGAGACCCCGCCCUGAUGUUCAGCUCUCAGAGAGACAUUACCAGCCGCUCAGACUUUGACUCCUCCCUCCCACUAUCUCCCGGCGAAUCUCAAUGUCUCUACAGCCCCAAGCCCCUCCUCCUGCCCUCUGGGCCCCGCCCCCUGCAGGGUCAGGGUUCUGGGCUCGUCGGAGGCCUGGAGAAGAGCUCCAGCCUCGGGGAGCUGAGGAGCAGCGCUGCCUCCAUCCUCACCUCCUCCUGCUCCACCCGCUCCCUCUGCAUCACACCACACCGCCCCGUCGCCUCCUCCUUUCCCUCGACCUGCUCGUCGGGCAGCGCCCAGGGGACCGGCCCCCAGCUCCUGACCAGGAGGAGCCCCGUGGAGGAGGAAGGAGGCGACGAGUCGACCAGCAGCCGGAGGAGAAACGCGUUCAAUAAGAUCUUUAAGAAGAAGCAGGGACGUUAUUGAUUCUCAGAGUCACCAUGAGACUUUAACCUUCGUCUACUUUAACUUUUCUGACAUAGUUUGAUUUCUGCUCUCUGUUAAACUGAGUAAAGAUCGGAUUCAGACACAUGAAGAUGGAUCAGGACAAAAACAGGUGGAUAGACACAGACAGGUGGAUAGACAGACAGACAGGUGGAUAGAGACAGACAGACGUAAAGAGACAGACAGACAGACAGACAGACAGAGACAAACAGACAGAUAGAGACAGACAGACAGGUGGAUAGAGACAGACAGACAGGUGGAUAGAGACAGACAGACAGACAGAGACAAACAGACAGACAGACAGACAGACAGACAGACAGAGACAAACAGACAGAUAGAGACAGACAGACAGACAGACCAGGACUAUCAUGAUCACAUUCAUCCUGCUCUCAUUGUUCUGCCACAGCUCACAGGAUGGAAACACAGGAGAACAGGAUGAGUAACAAUCUCAUCUAAUGACACUCGUGUCCGUCCUUAGAAAUUCAAACUAAACACAAAGAUCAACUGGAUUCCUGAAUCCAAUCAUUAAGACUCCGACCUGCUGAUGGAGCUCAAAGAACAAUGAGUUAUCACGGUUCAUCCUGAGGGAACAUGAACGUUUGCACUUCAUGCUUCAUCAUCUACACAAAGAUAAACUUCUCUGAACCAUUAGCGUCUUUUUAUGCUCAUAAAUGCUGCAAACAGCCACUUAACACAACCAAACAUCUUUUUCAUUAUUUCUUAAGUGCUUCUUCAGAACUUUCUUGUCAAAGUCGACCAUUGAUGUCAAAUUUCCAUCGAAUUCUCUCUGUGGCCACAAACGUCUGAUUCCUGCCAAACUACCACACCACUCAGAGUGAAUCCUCCAAGAUAAAUACAGUUUGUAGAAAAUACACGAAAAUAUGCAAAACAUCAAUAUUAUUGAACUAAGUAAAUGAAGCUGGUAAAAGAUUUGUUUAAUUUAAAUUGAAAGACAGUUUAUUGAUGCUGACAUUGAUUAUCGAGGCUCAACCUCCUGAUUUCCAGAUCUUCAGUCACAUCUGGAGUGAUGAAGAUUAAUUCAUUAAACAGAUAAUCAGGUAUAUUUAAUAUGCAUUAUAAAUAUGAGACAUAAUUAGAAAAAAGGUCUGUCUAAACACCAGUUUUAUAAGUUUCAUGAGAGAUUCUGCUGUUAACAAAUUAACUAAUUAAGACGUCAAAUGUCGUCAUAUCUGCUAAUAAAGUGAUAGUGAACAGUAAAUCUA
Molecule: messenger RNA, 3402 nt
Organism: Pleuronectes platessa (European plaice)
Lineage: Eukaryota; Metazoa; Chordata; Actinopteri; Pleuronectiformes; Pleuronectidae
Product: stromal interaction molecule 1
Exons: 16
Coding region: 128-2161 (677 amino acids)
Biological process (GO): activation of store-operated calcium channel activity; intracellular calcium ion homeostasis; store-operated calcium entry
Cellular component (GO): endoplasmic reticulum; plasma membrane
Molecular function (GO): protein binding; calcium ion binding; calcium channel regulator activity
Source: RefSeq, a predicted model, not a curated record